Perca fluviatilis (European perch) is the source of this 1883-nucleotide messenger RNA. RefSeq names its product piggyBac transposable element-derived protein 3. The transcript is spliced from 2 exons. Lineage: Eukaryota; Metazoa; Chordata; Actinopteri; Perciformes; Percidae. Bases 485 to 1309 code for a protein of 274 amino acids. The record is from RefSeq and is a predicted model, not a curated record.
UUUAUGAAAUUGGCAAUCAAAGAGUUGAAAUCCAGUUCUUUUUUUAGAAAAUUUGGUAGUUUUGAUCAGGACAGAGGUUGAUCAAUAGAUGCAAAAAAACAUUUAUCUGAUACAUUUUUAACCCUGUAGAACCUUUUGUAUCAUAUUUGCUACGCAAGUUUCUGAAACCUCCAUCUAAUCAACGUUAUCAAUACUUUACUUAAACACCUGUUGUAUAUGAUACAUGUAUUCUGCCCUCUAGUGGAUUAUCAUUCCACUGCAAGAAGUGGAGGGCUUUUUUUUGGCCUUUUCAAAAUGGCUGCCGUCAUUGAAUCCUCCACACACUUUUGGCAGGAAACUAUUUGCUAAUGAAGUCACGGACAACCUCAGUGUAACUGAUGAUGCAAAGAAAGAUAAACUGUGGAAGCUCAGACCAUGGUUAAAAAACCUGCGAGAAAAAUUUCUCUGCAUACCACCUGAAGAAUGCCAUGCCGUUGAUGAAAUUAUGGUGCCUUUCAAGGGAAAAUCUCAUCUACGUGUCUACAUGCCUACAAAACCUCACAAAUGGGGUUUCAAGAUGUGGGGACGUGCUGGACAAAGUGGCUUUCUAUAUGACUUUGAUGUUUGUCAAGGUGCAGAAAAUCCAGACAGAGAAAAGUCUGAUGUUGGUGUUACCGGCGAAGUUGUGCUGAAAAUGACAUCAACACUUCCAGCAGGAAAAAAUCACAAGGUCUUUGCAGACAACUACUUUACAUCAGUUCCCCUGGUGCAACACCUAAAGGAGAGAGGAAUCCACUACAUUGGCACGGUCCGGAUGAACAGGGUGAGAGACUGCACCAUGAUGGAUGAAAAAGAAUUGAAGAAAAAAGGAAGAGGGUCAAUGGACUUCAGAGUGAACCAGGACAACAACAUCAUUGUAAGAUGGUACGAAAACAAAGCAGUGAACCUGAUUUCUUCCUUUGUGGGCACUGAACCUGAGGGAAGUGUGAAACGCUGGGAUCGCAAAUCCAAAACUCACAUAAUGGUUCCCAGACCAGCCAUUGUUGAAAAUUAUAACAAGUUCAUGGGAGGUGUUGAUCUCCUAGAUAUGCUGUCUGCACUUUAUAAGUUCAGCAUCAGAUCCCAAAGAUGGUACAUGUACAUCUGGUGGCACACUGUUACAGUGGCACUCAUCAAUGCAUGGAACCUCUACAGAAGAGACCAGAAGAAGCUAGAGCCCCGGAUGAAACCAAAGGCUCUACGAAGGUUUCAGGCUUUGGUUGGCACUUCUCUCACAAGCGCAGGAAAGGCCAAGUCAAGUGUGGCAGGCCACUAUCCUCUCCAGAAGUGACUCCACCCCGUAAAAGGCCAAGCUGCAGUGUGCCUCUUGAUGUGAGAAGGGAUGGCAUUGAUCAUUUUCCUACAUGGGAAACCCGACAGAGAUGCAAGCACUGCACCGGCAAUAACUUCUCACAUGUCUACUGUGAGAAGUGUAAGGUGCAUCUUUGCCUGAACAAGGACAGAAACUGCUUUUGCGCCUACCACAAAGUGAAAUAAAAAGGCAGUAAAAAGUUGAAUGUAAAAAAGAAAAUAAAGACAAAAACUGCCUGAAAUGUUCUAUAUUUUCAGUAUGUUAAGGCAAAAUGUGUUUUUGUACCUUUUUGUGUUAUAAGCAAAAUUUGUUUUUGUACCAUUUUGUGAGCAAACAUUUGCCCAAAAUACCCAAUGUAUCAAAUGUGAUACAAAAAAUAUAUCAUAAACAAAAUGAUAUGGCAAAAUAUUUGUUGGGGAUUUUGUUAAAAUGUUUAAUAAACAUCUCAGUUCCAAAAAAUUUGAAUUUUCUGACUAUUUUUUUGAUGGGUCAGGCUUUACAGGGUUAAAGUAGUUUAAAGUAGUGGCUGUUUUCAGCCACGAAAAUAACGAAA